AUGAGUGCAGGGUCCACUAUGCACGCAGUGGAGAAGCUGCAGGUGCGUCUGGCCACGAAGACGGACUCGAAAAGCAGAGAAAUGUUUGCAGAAACUCUCCGUACUUUGCCCAUGACGGCAGACAUCCUGGCGGAGACUGGAAUCAGAAAGACGGUGAAGCGCCUGCGGAGCACCAGCACGGGCGACUUUGCCAGAGACUUAGCGGCUCGGUGGAAGAAGCUGGUGCUUCUGGACCUGAACACCGGGCCUGAUGCACACGACCCCAGGAGAGCGCUCGAAAGCGCUAUGGGGGAGGCUCUUCAGGACCAGGAAAAGGCCUGGGGAUUCCCAGAGAAUGGGACGGUCCCCAGGAGCCCACCUGACAGUCCUGAGCCCGCUGUGCCCGGGAAGCAACUGAAGAGCCACGCCUACGCCGCCCAGGUGGGCUCUGCUGGGUCAGGCUGCCAGGGCCAACCUCAGGGGGAAGCGCUUUGUGAGCCACAGCAAGGGGCACAAACGCCCGCUUGGCUUCACAAGAAAUUGCCUCCUGUCCAGGAAAGCCAGUCAGAGAGGCUGCAGGUGGCCGGCGCUGAUUCCGCCUCGCCUAAAACGGUGCCCAGCCAUGCCUUCUCAGAGCUCUGGGAUUCCCCAGAGGUGAUGCAGGCCAACCACGAUCUGCUUUCCCGCUUUGAGGCCGUGACCUCCCAGGAAAAGCCAGAAGCACUCUCCGCACCAACCUUCCAGGAGGAAGCCGCCUUCACUGGACACAGAGUGAAUGCUAAGACAGGUGUACUGGCCAGGCCUGCCUGCCAGCCCCAGGUGGUGCUGAUCGCCGCGCCGCAGUGCAUCCGGGGGCUUAGACAAUCCGGACGCCUCGGCGCACGGGAGGUCCCCUACUCUCGGGUUCUUGAACCCCUUCCGGGAAGUGGUGGGACGCCUGAUCAGCUGUGCCUGGCAGAGAGAAAUAAUCACGCACCCGCUGGGGACACAGAUGAAUUAUGGAGGAUUCAUUGUCUCCCAGACUUCAAGGAAGAAAAGCCACAGGAGCACGAGUCUUGGCGGGAGCUGUAUCUGAGGCUUCCUCCCGAGCAGCGGUUGCGAGCAGUCACCACGAAAAACUGAUCUGCACGUAAAAACAAACCCAGCGGCCGACAGACAAAGAUGAUCUGUUUCAACUCUGGGGCCAAGACGCCUUAUGAUGCUUCAAGGAGGCAAGAGAAGUCUGCAGGAUCAGCUGGACCCCGGAGAGGAGAGAUCAAGCCAGCCCCCAAACCUCGCGGGCAGCAGCCACGUUCCUCCAGCCGGGCGGCGCGUGGGCGGUGGCCACAGGGCGGUGGCACAGCAGCAGGAGGCAGCAGCAGCAAUGAGCGCCCGGUGCCCGCCGCCAAAACACGGAAACCGGCUGCCAAGAAAGUGGCCCCGCUGAUGGCCAAGGCAAUCUGAGACUACAAGAGAUUCUCCUGA
Messenger RNA from Chlorocebus sabaeus (green monkey), 1443 nucleotides. The record is from RefSeq and is a predicted model, not a curated record. Lineage: Eukaryota; Metazoa; Chordata; Mammalia; Primates; Cercopithecidae.